AUGGCUGCUGCUUUUGGUUUGAUGGUUGCUUCUUCUGGUUCCAUGGCUACUUCUUCCUGUGAUAACAUUGCAGAACUCAAAGAAGAUAGUAAGGACAAGGUUGCAACAGUGAUACUAGAUGAAUUCAUUGCUAAGAAAAACUUCGAGAACACUUCAGAUGAAACUGUCAAUAUUCAAGACGUGGUUUUUGUUGUUGAGGAUUUCAGAUGGGAGGUGUGUUAUUACUUUGACGUGACUCAAAACUCUUGCCAUAUCUCACUCAUUUGUUUUUCAGGAAUUGAAUCACUUGACGUGACUCGUAUACUGUCUCAGCAAGGUGGAGAGGCUGUUUAUCCCUUGCCACAAAUCAAGGGUUUAGUGGUUCACUCAAAACUAAAUUUGGCAGCCUUGCUGUUUGCAAAUGUUAUGGGAGGAGAUAAUUUAAAGAAUAGGGCUGCAUACACUAGGGAAGGAAGGAAACAGCUAUUUACGGUUCUCCAAAGUGCAAGAGGUUCCUCAGCAUCUGUUUUGAAAGAAAAACUUUCAGCUUUAGGUUCAUCUGGAGUUUUAGCUGAUCAUCAGCUUCAAACACAAUUGCAAGAGCAUCACUUGAAGGGCCAAAGGCAGCUUACAAUAUCGGAUAUUGCACGGAAGGCUUUUCUUCACAGUCAUUUCUUGGAGGGUCAUGCCAAGAUUGCUCCUAUUUCUCGGUUGCCUCUCAUCACUCUUUCAGAUGUUAACCAUAUUCUGAAGGACAUACCCGUCUGCCAGCCAUUUCAUUUGGAGCUGAAUUUCUUCAACAAACAAAAUCGAGUUCUUCACUAUCCUGUUAGAGCAUUUUAUGUAGAGGGUCUCAACCUCAUGGGUUAUAAUCUAUGUUCUGGAGUGGAUACUAUUUACAAGAAGCUUUAUUCAUCGAUCCCUGCAAAUGUUGAAUACCAUCCCAAAAACAUGGUUUACAGUGAAAAGCAACAUUUAUUCCUCAUUGUUUUUGAGUUUAGUGGUGCAACAAAUGAAGUAGCACUUUAUUGGGAGCAAACUGACUUUCAAGCAGCUCAUAGCAAAGGAAGCACAAUCAAAGGUCGCGAUGCAGCAUUUAUUGGUCGUAAUGAAAAUCAGUUUGCCAUUCUUGAUGAUGAUAAGACUGGUCUGGCUUUAUAUAUUCUGCCAGGAUCAGCUUCACAAGAAGGUGGUGAGAAUAAUGGAGCACUCGAACAAAAUUUACCUGGUGAUGCAAAUGUUGCAUCAAUUCGGGGUCCAGUGGAGUUCAUGUUUGAAACUGAAGUUGAUCGCAUCUUUUCUGCUCCAAUAGAAUCAACUGUCAUGUAUGCUACUAAUGGCAGCCAUAUUGGGUUGACAAAACUGAUUCAAGGAUACCGCCUUUCAACUGGAGAUGGUCAACAUGUAACAACAAAAACUGAAGGAAAAAAGUCGAUCAAAUUGAAAGCAAAUGAAAUUGUACUCCAGGUUCAUUGGCAAGAAACUCUAAGAGGCUAUGUUGCAGGAGUGCUGACUAGUGACAGAGUGCUCAUUGUUUCAGCUGAUCUGGAUAUCCUGGCAAGCAGUUCCAUGAAGUUUGAUAAAGGGCGUCCGACAUUCAGAUCCAUUCUAUGGGUUGGGCCCGCACUUCUCUUUUCAACUGCCACUGCAGUUAGUGUGCUUGGAUGGGAUAGCAAAGUGAGGGCCAUUCUCUCUCUUAGUAUGCCUAAUGCAGUGUUGGUCGGUGCUUUGAAUGAUCGAUUGUUGCUGGCAAACCCAACAGACAUAAAUCCUAGACAAAAGAAAGGAAUUGAGAUAAGGAGCUGUCUUGUUGGACUUCUUGAGCCUCUUCUUAUUGGUUUUGCAACAAUGCAACAAAAUUUUGAGCAAAAGCUUGACUUGUCUGAAAUCCUUUACCAAAUUACAUCCAGGUUUGACAGCUUACGGAUAACUCCAAGAUCUCUUGAUAUUCUUGCCAGAGGUUCUCCCGUCUGCGGAGAUCUCGCUGUAGCAUUGUCACAAGCAGGACCCCAGUUUACUCAGGUGUUGCGGUGCAACUAUGCAAUCAAAGCACGUCGUUUCUCUACAGCUUUAUCAGUUUUGAAGGAUGAGUUCUUGCGGUCAAGAGAUUAUCCACAGUGCCAUCCUACAUCUCCUUUGUUUUACCGCUUUCGUCGGUUGGGAUAUGCCUGUAUCAAGUACAGUCAGUAUGACAGUGCAAAAGAAACUUUUGAGGUUAUCUCAGACUAUGAAAGCAUGCUUGAUCUAUUUAUAUGCCAUCUAAACCCCAGUGCCAUGCGUCGUCUUGCUCAGAAGUUGGAAGAAGCUGAUGCUGAUUCAGAAUUGAGGCGUUACUGUGAACGAAUUUUAAGAGUUCGAUCAACUGGGUGGACACAGGGCAUUUUUGCUAAUUUUGCUGCCGAAAGCAUGGUUCCUAAGGGGCCAGAAUGGGGUGGAGGAAAUUGGGAAAUCAAGACACCUACCAACUUGAAGGAUAUACCUCAGUGGGAGCUGGCUGGAGAGGUGAUGCCAUAUAUGAAAACCAAUGAUGGUACCAUUCCAUCUAUCAUAGCGGACCAUAUUGGUGUUUACCUGGGUGCUAUUAAGGGAAGGGGCAAUGUGAUAGAAGUACGGGAAGAUAGUUUGGUUAAAGCCUUUACCUCUGCAGGGGGUGAUAACAAAGCAGAUGGCUUUCAAGCUUCCAUGGUUCAGCCCAAGGGAGUGACUAAUGCUCAGGAGGGAGCUUUGUCUGGACUGGAAGCCCUUACCAAAAAAUCAGCAGGUGCCACUGCAGCAGAUGAGCAGGCAAAAGCAGAAGAAGAAUUUAAAAAAUCACUCUAUGGUGCGACUGCUGAUGGUAGCAGCAGUGAAGAGGAGGAGGGAGCUUCAAAGACCAAAAAGCUACAAAUUAGGAUACGUGACAAACCAAUUGCAUCUGCAACAGUUGAUGUCAAUAAGAUCAAGGAAGCCACCAAGCAGUUUAAACUUGGUGAGGGUUUGGGCCUCCCCAUGAGUAGGACCAGGUCAUCAGCAGGUGGAUCCCAAGAUUUGGCGCUGACUUUAUCCCAGUCGGCUUCUGCAGCCACUGCUACUGUGUCAGCUCCUACAGUUACUCCUGCUGCCGAUUUAUUUGGAACUGACACAUUGGUACAAGCUACUCCUGUUGGACAGCCAGCUCCAACGGGUCCAGGUGUUGGCAUUACUGGUAGACCUAUCCCUGAGGAUUUCUUCCAGAAUACCAUAUCAUCUCUUCAGGUUGCAGCUUCUUUACGUCCUCCUGGGGCGUAUAUGAACAGAUCAGAUCAGGAGUUUCAAGGGGUUGAAGGAAACAAGGUAACCACUAACCAGAUAAAUCCUGCUGCUGAUAUAGGUCUCCCAGAUGGUGGUGUUCCCCCUCAAGCACCUCAACAACCUGUUGUUCCAGUUCAGUCCAUUGGACUUCCAGAUGGUGGCGUUCCACCCCAAUCUAUGAAUCAGGCUGUCAACCCAGUGCUACAAACCCAGUAUCAGACUACUCAAGUUUCAACAUCACAACCGCUUGAUCUUAGUGUACUCGGAAUUCCAGUAUCUGCUGAUGCUGGCAAACCUCCUGCAAAUACUACUCAACCAGCAGCUGUUCGCCCUGGACAGGUACCACGUGGGGCUGCAGCAUCAGUAUGCUUCAAAACUGGACUUACGCAUCUUGAGCAGAAUCAACUUACAGAUGCAUUAUCAUGUUUCGAUGAAGCAUUCCUGGCAUUGGCCAAGGAUCAGUCUCGUGCAGUUGACAUUAAAGCUCAAGCCACUAUCUGCGCUCAGUAUAAGAUUUCUGUUGCUCUACUUCAGGAAAUAGGACGGCUUCAAAAGGUCCAGGGCCCCAGUGCAAUCAGCGCUAAAGAUGAGAUGGCAAGGCUGUCUCGUCAUUUGGGUUCAUUGCCACUUCUUGCAAAGCAUCGGAUAAACUGCAUCAGGACAGCUAUAAAACGAAACAUGGAGGUGCAGAACUAUGGUUAUUCAAAACAGAUGCUUGAACUCCUCCUGUCCAAAGCACCGGCAAGUAAGCAAGACGAGUUAAGGAGCCUCAUUGAUAUAUGUCUUCAGAGGGGAUUGACCAACAAGUCUAUUGAUCCAUUAGAAGAUCCUUCCCAUUUUUGUGCGGCCACACUUAGCCGCUUAUCAACCAUUGGACAUGAUGUCUGCGACCUCUGUGGGGCCAAAUUCUCGGCUCUUACAGCCCCUGGAUGCAUAAUCUGUGGUAUGGGAAGCAUCAAAAGGUCAGACGCUCUUGCAGGUCCAGCACCUGUUCCUUCCCCAUUUGGUUGACAUCUAUGUACUAUUCAUGGGUUCGGUUUCUCUGACUGAAGUGUUGUUGGAAAGAAAAGCAUGAAGUUACUGCAACGCAAAAAAAAAAAAAAAAAAAAUGAGCAUAGAUUAAAUUACAACUUACAAGGUUUUCCCCUUUUUUAUCCUUUUUUGCUCUGUUUUUUUUUUUUGGGGGGGGGUGGGGUGGUGUUGGUGGUUGUAUAAUAUAUGGGUUUCUUCAUUACUGAUAUUUCCCCUUUCCCAUUUUAUUUGUUCUUCCACUUCUCAUUUUCA
Molecule: messenger RNA, 4533 nt
Organism: Macadamia integrifolia
Lineage: Eukaryota; Viridiplantae; Streptophyta; Magnoliopsida; Proteales; Proteaceae
Exons: 19
Coding region: 1-4260 (1419 amino acids)
Biological process (GO): autophagosome assembly
Cellular component (GO): autophagosome membrane
Source: RefSeq, a predicted model, not a curated record